CAUAUCAAUCAGCACACCUACCUCCCCGCUCCCCUCCGCUCCCCCUCCAAAUACCCCCUCCGUUACUUACCCUCUUGCGCCCACAACCACCCCAUCUCUCACAAUGUCCGACCACACAUACAAAUUCAACAUCUCCAUGAGCUGCGGCGGCUGCUCCGGCGCCGUGGAGCGAGUUCUCAAGAAGUUGGAAGGUGUCAAAUCCCUCGACGUCAAUCUAGAUUCCCAAACCGCCAACGUCGUGACCGAACCUUCCGUUUCCUACGACACCGUCCUGGCUACGAUCAAGAAGACCGGAAAGACUGUCAACAGCGGGGAGGCAGAUGGUGAAUCCAAGGAUGUAUAGGUAGAUGGAUGGAUAUGCAUGCGCCCAUAACAACAGUCUACGACCACUGCGCUCGCGAGUCGCUUUGAUUCUCUAGAGACGGUAGCGGGGAUACUACUACCGCAUGUUGUGGCCCGCGCGGGGAGUCGCAGCUUGAGAUUUUGGGCUGGGCGUACUAUAUACGGAGGGGUCUGGUUGGCAUGGACGGAUGGUGACCCAGGCGGAGGAGCUUGGUGAAGGAUCGGCUUGUUCUAGUUGGGAGAUGUGUAUGCUCCCUGGGACGACAUCUCUUGUUUAUAUGUUCUCUAUCUUUUUUUUGGUCUUAUGUUUGCAAACCCUAGCGGUUGAACCGACUUGUCUCACUGCAUAUAGUGCAUGCACCUGCCCAUAUGCCGGCUGGAACUGGAGGGUCUUGAUUAUACACCAUAGCUAGUUCAUAUUCUCUACGCCGAAUUGCAUUGUACUAGGGCGUUGUCGAAAGCGUUGGUGUGCGUUAUGAUCAAUAUAGGUUAACAAAUGACGUUGCAUAGACUAUUGUCAUCGAACUACGUAUUGACGAGCCUUGCAUGCAACACUAUAUAUGCAUAGAAUGUUGGGUCAUUAUAAUAUGUCAGCCAAACAAUGU
This is a messenger RNA of Aspergillus candidus, 947 nucleotides long. RefSeq names its product copper metallochaperone ATX1. The transcript is spliced from 2 exons. NCBI's taxonomy places the organism in Eukaryota, Fungi, Ascomycota, Eurotiomycetes, Eurotiales, Aspergillaceae. Bases 104 to 343 code for a protein of 79 amino acids. Gene Ontology annotation, biological process: copper ion transport. The record is from RefSeq and is a predicted model, not a curated record. Gene Ontology annotation, molecular function: copper chaperone activity; metal ion binding. Gene Ontology annotation, cellular component: cytosol.